Molecule: messenger RNA, 2939 nt
Organism: Pelobates fuscus (common spadefoot toad)
Lineage: Eukaryota; Metazoa; Chordata; Amphibia; Anura; Pelobatidae
Gene: GALNT14
Product: polypeptide N-acetylgalactosaminyltransferase 14
Exons: 15
Coding region: 440-2134 (564 amino acids)
Biological process (GO): protein O-linked glycosylation
Cellular component (GO): Golgi apparatus
Molecular function (GO): polypeptide N-acetylgalactosaminyltransferase activity
Source: RefSeq, a predicted model, not a curated record
UGAGAGCUAUAGGAGCAGGUUUCUGCAGGUUACACAGUUUUUUACACACGCGGCCGGCACAGUGAGAAAUCAAGCUUUCUUCGUUUAACGUGGGCUUUGCCGGAGAGCUUGUCAGGCAGUAGGGGGUGCUAAGCUUUCCCAAACAGCGUAUCUGUGCCUGUCAUUCCGAUCCUAGUAGUAGUGGAUAGGAUCCAGUGCAGUGCCUUCUCUGGGGUCACAUACUGCUUGAUGUGUCUCUCUGACACCCCGUGCACCCACAUCCAGGCUGACACCCCAUGCAGCCACAUUCAGGCUGACACCCAGGCACCCACCUCCUCCAGUGUGCUGGGAGUGAGGAGCUCUCGGACUUUACCCAUGAACAUCAUCAGAGUAUCAUAUCCGUCACACUCACAGGGGCUAUGCAGGGGGCAGCAGGGGCUCUGAUGGCCCCCCACUUUUAAUGAGUGCCCCCCUUUCCUGGACGAUGAGGCGGAUGGCUCGUAGGCUUGUUCUGGGUGUUGCUGGCUUACUGUGGAUCGCUGCUCUCAUCUUCUUCUUAGGGGGCAGGAGGAAGUUAAUCCAAGUAGAGGACUCGGAUAGGGAUACGGCAAAGGACUUGGAUGUAGACUGGGAUGAUUUAUGGGACCAGUUUGAUGAGAGGAGAUACCUUAAUGCUCGAAGAUGGAAACCUGGAGAGGACCCCUACAGACUGUACGCGUUUAACCAACGGGAGAGUGAAAGGAUUCCCAGUAAUCGUGCCAUUAAGGACACCCGACAUCUCAGAUGUACUGAAAUCCACUACUCAUCAGAUCUUCCUCCUACAAGUAUCAUUAUAACAUUUCACAAUGAAGCCAGAUCCACACUUCUGAGAACCAUUAGGAGUGUGCUCAAUCGAACGCCUAUGCACCUUAUCCAUGAAAUUAUUUUAGUGGACGACUUCAGUGAAAAUUCUGACGACUGCCGGCUACUGUGCAAAUUACCCAAGGUGGCAUGCUUACGCAACAACCAGAGGGAAGCAGGUUUGAUCCGCUCUCGAGUGAGGGGGGCAGAUGUCGCCAAGGCUAGUAUCCUUACCUUUCUGGACAGUCAUUGUGAAGUUAAUAAAGAUUGGCUCUUGCCUCUUCUCCAAAGAAUUAAAGAGAACCCAACUCGUGUUGUCAGCCCGGUAAUUGACAUAAUAAAUCUCGACACCUUUGCAUACAUAGCAGCUUCUUCCGAUCUCCGAGGAGGUUUUGACUGGAGUCUGCAUUUUAAAUGGGAACAACUUUCUGCGGAUCAAAAAGCUAAAAGAUUAGACCCUACGGAGCCCAUUAAGACUCCUGUCAUAGCUGGAGGAUUGUUUGUAAUAGACAAGUCCUGGUUCAAUCACUUGGGAAAAUACGACUCGGCCAUGGAUAUCUGGGGAGGAGAGAAUUUCGAAAUGUCUUUCCGCGUUUGGAUGUGCGGUGGAAGUUUGGAGAUAAUACCCUGCAGCCGAGUGGGACAUGUUUUUAGAAAGAAGCAUCCGUAUGUCUUUCCGGAGGGGAAUGUCAACACGUAUAUAAAAAAUACCAAGCGCACGGCUGAAGUAUGGAUGGACGAGUUUAAAAACCAUUACUAUGCAGCAAGGCCGGCGGCUCAAGGGAGGCCAUAUGGAGACAUCCAGAAGAGAUUGUUACUCAGGAAGAAUUUGAAAUGUCACACGUUUAAAUGGUAUUUAGAAAACGUUUACCCAGAACUUCAGAUCCCAGUGGAAUCACUGUCAAAAUCAGGAAUCAUCAGACAAAGACAGAGAUGUAUUGAGUCUCAGAAAGCCGAUGGACAGGAACCACAAGGUCUUAAUUUAGUACCAUGCAGUAGCCUUAAAGGAGCCUCUGCGACUUCUCAGGAAUGGAUUUAUACUCAGGACCAGCAGAUCAGCCAACAGAAACUCUGCCUAUCCGUGCACACCUUAUUUCCAGGGACUCAAGUCAUUCUCUUGCCCUGCAGAGAGGGGGAUGGCAAGCAGCGAUGGACUAAAGUUGGCUCUCACAUUGAGCACAUGGCAUCUCGCUUCUGCCUAGAUACGGAAAUUAUUGGUGACUCCGAAGACAACAACCGAGAGAUCGUCAUUAAUCCUUGCGAGACCAUGGCCAUCAGUCAACGGUGGGAAAUGGUACUUCAUGACUUAAACUGAGGAUUACUGGAUCAUCUAAAUGCGGAAACAAGAGAGUCUCAUGGCAGCGCUAGUCUAUAGCAUUGGAUCUCUCGUGGUUUAUGCUAAACAAUGUAGCAGGACUCAAAAGAAAAAAAAGAAAAGCAAGGACGAAAAAGUGCAAUACCGUGAGCAAAAACAGUCUGUUUCGAACAGCAGGGAAAAUGAUAAGUAAAACUUAAGAGUUUGUGCUGACCUUUCAAAGUCAGUCAGAGAAAAUCAUUCAAUUAUGCUUAUCCUUAUGAGGAAUGAUUAUUUUGUUAUGGCUAGAGGUAAUGUGCGCUUGAUACUAAGCGCUGAUGAUUUUUUUAUGUUACUGAGAAAUAAAUGAAGAAUAUUCAAGGGCACAAAGCACAUUUUCUCAAUGAAAAGUCUCAGAACGGGGACACAAAAGCACAUGAUUGAUUUGAAGCCGCCAUAGAAAGGACGUGCAUCUAAUAUUUGCCGCUUUUCUUACAGCCGACUAGCUCUCCACGUGUGCAAUGGCUGCAAGAUACAGUAUCCAGAACUAGAAUUCACUUUAGUAUAUUUAAAUAUAUGUAUAUUACUUGUAAAUUAAAGAAGUACAGAUUAAUAUAUGAGGAAUUAAUGACGAUUGUUGCCCAUGAAUCAAGUGUCUAGACUGCAGAGAAGAUAAUUUCAAAAUAAUUUCUUUUUUACCAAAGGUUUUACCGAAAAAGGUAUGGAAAUGGUCUGCAAACUGCACAAAGUUUUUUAUUUUCUGACGAGUAAAGCGUGUCUCUGAUUAAUGCACUUUGCCUAUUGAAAUAAAUUCAUUUUCCAUCAA